ACAAAACGGCGCUGUGUUAUGACAUCAUCAACCUGCCCCUUCUGUCUCCAUGGCAGCCAGAGACGCCGAGCCGGAGAGAGAAGCAGAAUGUCAUCAAAAGUGACUUCAGCCACCUCCCAGAAGAAAGGGACAUCAUCGGCCACCUCCCAGAAGAAAGGAAAGCCGAGCAAGACAGAGAAACUAAGGCUACAAAAAGAGGAGGAAGAGCGGAAACAGAGGGAGGAAGAGGAAGCUUAUUUACUGGCAGAGCAGAUUGAGGCCGCUCGCCUGGAGAAAGAACGCCUGGAGAGGGAAGCGAUCGAGCGCCUAGAGGCAAAGCAACUGGAGCACCGUGAGGAGGAAUUGGGAGAAUAUCGUCUGCUGAUCGAUGAGAAGCUGGAGGAUGCAGCUCGCUGGAAGAAGGACCUGCGCACACGAGCUAAGUGGGAUCGCUACAUGCUCUGUGAUGGGAGUCCGGAUCCUUCUGUAUGCCAGGAGAUCAACACCUUCAUGAGCCUGUGGAGUGAAGAGACAAAAGAAGACUUCCAAUCAGUGCUGAACAAGAGCAAUCAGGUCCUCCGUUUGAUUGAAGAAUUGGAGUUCUUCCUUCAUGACACUCCCGCUGAGGAUCUGCCAGAGGGUGAUGCCGCACAGUACGCACAGACAGUCCAGCAGCUGCAGAAUCUAUUGCAACAAAAAUUUGAUGAAGCCACUGAGCAUCUCCUGAAGAAUGCAGCAGCUCUGUCUGACAUCGACACAGGAAACAUGCAGAAUGUCAUAGCAAAUAAAAAUGUCAAACUAUGCAUCUGGGCUAAUCUUAACAAGAACCCAAGAUUCAGAGGUUACAAAUUUGAAGAAGAAGGCAUCUCCUUUGACUUGCCGAAACCACUAGCACUAAGCAACAUCGCAGUCCGUAUCCUGCACACCAGCUAUGACCACCUGUCCUGCCAGAGUCCGACCUUCCAGCCACACAUUAGGGAGGCAGAGGAGAACAAGGCUGAAGAAACCUUGAGACCAGAGAGUGGGAUUGAGGAAUGGAAACCAACCGAAGAGGAGGAGGAGGAGAAACCGGAGCCAGGGAAUGUUGCUGCAAUGGAGGAUGAUGUGCAAUCUGAGGGGAGAAAGAGUACCCUCAGCUCCAUGUCACAGAGAGAGGACCCAGAGAAGGGAGCUGAGCCCCAGGAGAAUCACGGAGCUGAAGCUGACCAGACAACAGAGAGCCAGCCUGGGGACAUAACAGAAGGUCAACCACCAUCACCUGUACAGGACCAGCCGACCCCCAAUGACCUACUGGAAGAUGAUGUCGUCGAUUUGCGUCAGUUCCUGAGUUUGGGAGGAGUUUACUAUUUUGAUGUCCUGGUGCUGCCCCCCCAGUGUAAGCAAGUGAACGGCUGGAGCAUGGUGCAGUUGGUGGAAGGGGGUCUUCAGAAUCAGCCCUACCCUCAGGAGUCCUUACUUAGCACCAGCCUGGGGCUGUCACUUCAAGAGAAGGACCUGGAGGGGCUCAGCUCUCCCCCAGUUGGCGUCUCUAUUAAAGUCCCAAAUGACGUGAUCUUCUUUGAAGAGCCUCAAGUGGCAAGAUGGGAUCCAGAAAGUAAAAACUGGAAAACAGAUGUGAUCAUGAGCAGAAGCUACAACAUGGAGCAGAGGCUGCUGUCCUUCAAGAUGGAUGCCUUCCAUACAUUCACACUAUUCCAGGAAGCUUACCUUAAUAUGCCUUACGAGUCAUGGGAGCUGAAGCCUAACGGCAUGAAUGAAGUGUCACUAACGGUCACCUCUGCUUUCACUGAUAUCCACCUUGAAAUCAAGGAUGAUCAAUGCAGACUGGCCGCGGUGUCCAGCACUGAUGGCGAUCUCUCUGCUCUGCUCGGGAAGUGGAUGAGCCCCCUGUCUCUGAGAGAUGCCAUGAAGAGAGUCGGACUGAACUUCUUUCCUGCUGAAGACUCCCCCAAAUAUGUCAGUGUGAAUAAAAAGAGUGAACAAGUAGAGAAAAUGGCAUACAAGGAAAUGGCACUUCUGUCACCAUCCUUCGCAUUGGGCUGGAGUAAAUGGAACCUUAACUGCAGUCAUGAACAGAUCGUAGUCAAGGUGAGGGAAUGCCGGGACUCUUCCAACGACGAUGACUGGUCCCUUUACCUAUUGAGCCCUCUGAGGACUCAACGUCUAAAGAUCUCCGAAUCAGAUGACACAUUCUCAGAUGAUCUUUACGAUGGCAGCGAGUUCCACUCCACGCUCUAUCACAUGAUCAAAGAUUACUCCAGCCCUGAUGCCAUCGACAGACUGAAGCACUCCCAUCACUUGUUUGUGGACUGCGUCCACCAGCUGCUGAGCAUGACCAAAGUGCUGACAUAUUCAUAAACAUGAUGUUACUUUAUUAACACAAUAAAUAUCAGGCAGUAAAAACA
Messenger RNA from Rana temporaria (common frog), 2384 nucleotides. It is a transcript of the gene DNAI7, whose product is annotated as dynein axonemal intermediate chain 7. Gene Ontology annotation, cellular component: axoneme. The transcript is spliced from 15 exons. NCBI's taxonomy places the organism in Eukaryota, Metazoa, Chordata, Amphibia, Anura, Ranidae. Gene Ontology annotation, molecular function: microtubule binding; beta-tubulin binding. The coding region runs from base 19 to 2337 and encodes 772 amino acids. The record is from RefSeq and is a predicted model, not a curated record.